Molecule: messenger RNA, 213 nt
Organism: Microthlaspi erraticum
Lineage: Eukaryota; Viridiplantae; Streptophyta; Magnoliopsida; Brassicales; Brassicaceae
Source: the annotation of a GenBank genome assembly
AUGUCACAUGAAUUCAACAUUGAGAAGUUGCAGCUCGUUGAAGCAGAGAAGAAGAUAAGACAAGAGUACGAGAAGGAGAAGCAAGAUGUCAAAAGGAAAAUUUGUGAGUUUGCUUGUUGUCAUUCAUCGAGGAUCAAAGUGCUACAAGUACAAUAUGACAUUGUCAAUACAAUUUUGGAAGAAAAAAAAGUUUGUAAGUUUAGAACCAAAUAA